GAUGGAGUCUCAGGUGAAGCAUGCUAUUGUCGUCAAAGUUAUGGGGCGUACUGGAUCCAGAGGACAGGUGACCCAGGUCAGAGUGAAGUUUUUAGAUGAUCAGAACCGACACAUAAUGAGGAAUGUGAAAGGACCAGUGAGAGAGGGAGACAUUCUCACCCUACUUGAGUCUGAAAGGGAAGCGAGAAGGUUGCGCUAGAUGGUUUUUUGUUUUUUAGUUUGUCACAAGUUUAAUCAAAACAGCGAUUUUCUUCUUUAUUCUGGUAGUUAGUGGAUGCCAAAGGUUAUAGCACCCCUAUCUUGUUGUCUUGGUUCUAUUUUCAUUCGUAUUAUGACUUGAAUUUUGGAUGUUUUGAGUUUGAGCAUCAAGAUUGAAGUAUGCGUUUCGAUUAAUAUAUGAUUUGGCUUCUAUA
Messenger RNA from Cajanus cajan (pigeon pea), 413 nucleotides. RefSeq names its product small ribosomal subunit protein eS28. Gene Ontology annotation, cellular component: cytosolic small ribosomal subunit; ribosome. Lineage: Eukaryota; Viridiplantae; Streptophyta; Magnoliopsida; Fabales; Fabaceae. Gene Ontology annotation, biological process: ribosomal small subunit assembly; translation; maturation of SSU-rRNA. Gene Ontology annotation, molecular function: structural constituent of ribosome. The record is from RefSeq and is a predicted model, not a curated record.